AUGGUUCCCGUGAAAAAACACUUAGGAUACCUCAUUUCCUAUGAAAAAUAUGUGAAGGAUAUGGAUACCAAAAUGAGGGAGUUGAACGCUACAAGACGUGCCGAGGAAGACCACUUGAACACAAACACAAGAUUUCGUCGUGAGACUUCAUUGCAAGUCAAGGGUUGGUUGGAAGAAGUAGAAAAGAUCGAGGAGAAAGUAAAAUGCAUCCAUAGAAAUGUGUACAAUUGUUGCAGUCUAAAGAUUAGGCAUACAAUUGGACAGAUGGCCUUCGAGAUAAUUGAGGAGAUUGACAGUGUCACAAGACAACACUCCCAGGUUACAUGA
Messenger RNA from Lactuca saligna, 327 nucleotides. The record is from the annotation of a GenBank genome assembly. Lineage: Eukaryota; Viridiplantae; Streptophyta; Magnoliopsida; Asterales; Asteraceae.